UCUCUUUUUCAGCAGCCAUACUGAACCUAAGGGUUUCUUUCCUUCCCGCUGCUCUGAUUGGUCGUAAGAGAGUCUGUCUCCAGAAAUCUCUCUAAUCCUCUUAGAUAAAACAGAGCCCUCGUCCAAUCCCCUGCUCCAAUCCCUCCCCUCACUCUCCCGCCGUCUCCCUCUCUCUCGUUCUCUCCCUCUCUCUCUCUCUCCAUGGAGAAGAGGAGUUUUUAAUCCUAGUGGAUUACGUUGCAAAUUGGGUGACAGUGGAGGCGAGCGGCUGCAAAAUCUUCUGCAGACUGCCGGCUUUAUGUCUUCCUAAAUAUAUGCACGGUGGAGAAAUUAACCCAUUUAUUGAUCCUGGUUUCAUGAGGGGCAACCUGGAAGAACCUGGAACAGGUGUGGAGGAAACUUCUUUCUGUCACUUUUCUCCGAUGGAGUCUCUGAGAAGGAUCAGUUUUCAUCUUUAAACUCAAGAGUUUACAGACUUUACAGCCAUCAAAGAUCUUCUGGAAAUUUCUUGAAACUAAAAUAGCAACCGGCAAGAAGAUGCUGGUAGCAGGACAUGUUUAUGCAGACACGAUGGAGGGAAUUCAGGGUCCAAAGCCCACUGCCAUGAACACUGUCUUCUACUCGCUUUAGCCACCAUGAGGAAGCCGUUUCCUACAAACUCUUUAUGACCCUCUUGAAGUUUCAGAGCUGAUCCCAGUUUGUCAGACCACCUCCGAAAUUUUAGAAUUCGGCUUGGUUGAUGUUGGGAGUUGAAAGCAGGAUGGAGGGCAGGGUGCCCAGAAGGAGGAAGCUCCUGGGGAUUCUGGGAUUUUUAUGCCUGUGGAUUACAGCUCAGGCUCAGAUGAAGAUCCCACCGGAGACAGUGCAGCAGUGGGCGUCUGUGUUCUCUGUUGAACUUCAAGAGUUCACCACCAAAUACUCCGGCUCGCUGCUGCUACAGAAGAAACUGAAGGAUGUGGAGCCCAUCAUUAAGAUCGUGGAGGUGGACGGAAACGACUUGGUGAAGGAUUACUCUGAUGAAAUUGAACGAAUGUUGGGAAGCAAGAUGAAGUCAGUGAAGAGGUUGGCAGAGUCUGCAGAGGAUGCUGAUCUUUACCAUGAAUUCAACGCUUCGCUACAGUUUGAUUACUUUAACUCCAUGCUGAUCAACACGGUGGAUGACGAUGGGAACAACGUGGACCUGGGUGGAGAGUUUCCACUAGAGGAGAACGAGCACUUCAACAACAUGGCUGUGAACACGCAGCAGAGCGACAUCCAGAUUCCCACCAACGUCUACAACAAAGAUCCGAACAUCCUCAACGCCAUCUACAACUCUGAAGCAUUAAACGACGUCUUUAUCGGUAACUUCCAGAAGGACCCGACACUCACCUGGCAGUACUUCGGCAGCUCUACUGGCUUCUUCAGAAUCUACCCUGGUAUUAAAUGGACUCCAGACUCCAACGGUGUGGCAGCUUUUGACUGCAGAAACAGAAACUGGUACAUCCAGGCGGCCACGUCUCCCAAAGACAUCAUCAUCAUGGUGGACAUCAGUGGCAGCAUGAAGGGGCUGAAGAUGACCAUCGCCAAACACACCAUCAACACCAUCCUGGACACACUGGGAGAGAACGACUUUGUCAACGUCAUCGCUUAUACAGACUACGUUCGGUAUGUGGAGCCGUGCUUCAAAGGAACUCUGGUCCAGGCUGACUUGGACAACAGAGAGCACUUUAAGCAGCUGGUGGAGGACCUGCAUGUUAAAGGAGAAGCCAAGAUCAAACACGCCAUGAAGGAAUCCUUUAAAAUCCUCAACGAGGCGAGGGCGAAUGGUCAGGGCAGCAUGUGUAACCAGGCCAUCAUGCUGAUCACAGAUGGAGCCAUGGAAGACUUUGAGUCCGUCUUUGAGGAGUUCAAUUGGCCUGAGCGCAGGGUGCGAGUCUUCACCUACCUGAUUGGCAGAGAGAUGACCUUCGCUCAAAACACCAAGUGGAUCGCCUGCAACAACAAAGGUUACUACACACACAUCUCCACGCUGGCCGACGUGCAGGAGAAUGUCAUGGAGUACCUGCACGUGCUCAGCCGACCAAUGGUCAUCAACCACGACCAUGACAUCAUUUGGACAGAAGCCUACAUGGACACUGUGCUUCCCAACACCAAGGAGCUCUUCACCACCAAAGCUCAGAGUCUGCUGCUGAUGACCUCCGUGGCCAUGCCAGUCUUCAGCAAGAAGAAGGAAACGCUCUCCCACGGUAUCCUACUGGGUGUGGUCGGCUCUGACGUUCCACUGAUGGAGGUGAUGAAGCUGGCGCCCAGAUACAUGCUGGGCGCUCACGGCUACGCCUUCCUCAUCACCAACAACGGUUACAUCCUGGCUCACCCUGACCUUCGACCUCUGUAUAAAUAUGGAAAGAAACUGAAGCCGAAGCCAAACUACAACAGUGUGGAUCUGUCUGAGGUGGAGUGGGAGGAUACAGAGGAGAAGCUGAGAACUGCCAUGGUGAGGGGAGAGACAGGCAGCAGCAGCCUGAGCAUCAGAGCAUCAGUGGAUAAAGGGAAAAGACCUCUGUUCCUCAUCAAUGACUACUACUACACAAACAUUGAUGAAACACCUUUCAGCUUCGGCAUGGUACUGACGAGGGGUCAUGGAGGGCUGAUGUUUUUAGGAAAUGUGUCUGUGGAGGAAGGCCUGCAUGAUCUCACCUCCCCAGACCUCACCAUCGCCUCCGAGUGGACUUACUGUGAGACGGACAUCGACCCCGGCCACCGAAAAUACACUCAGCUUCAGGCCGCGAUCCGCUACCUGCUGGGAAAGGAGCCCGACCUGGAGUGUGAUGAGGUGUUGCUGCAGCAGACUCUGUUUGACGCCGUGGUUACGGCUCCACUAGAAGCCUACUGGAACGCCCUAAUGCUCAAUGACAGGGUGGAGCCAGGAGUUGAGACAGUCUUCCUUGGUACUCGUUCUGGCCUGAUGAGGGUCGUGAGAUAUGCAGGAGUGGAGUCCAGAGUGGCAAAAAAAUUUCUGACUCCAGCUGAUAAAGACAACUUGUACACCAUUGAUCACUUCCCUCUGUGGUACCGCCUGGCUGUGGAAAACACUCCUGGAAGCUUCUACUACUACCCCGUCAACGACAAAGGAGUGAAGUACAUCAUAGCAACGACAGCAGUGACAGUGUCCUCUAAAGGAAAGACGGCCAUGGCUGGAGCUAUCGGGGUGCAGUUGUCCUUGGAUUGGCUGGAAAAGAGGUUCUGGGCCAUCGCCAAACAGCCCAGUGACACAGACUGCUCCAACAUCGAAGGCGUGUGUCCUCUCAGCUGUGAGAGUGUUGAUCUGAACUGCUUCCUGGUCGACAACAACGGCUUCAUCCUGCUGUCCAAAGAGAGGAACGAGGUUGGUCGUUUCUUUGGCGAGGUGGACGGGUCUGUCAUGGCGUCGCUGAUCAAGAUGGGAAUGUACAAAAAAGUGUCGUUGUAUGACUACCAGGCGAUGUGUAAGAACAAUCAUCAUCACCACAACAGCGCUCGACCACUGCUCAGCCCGUUCUAUGUCAUCACAGCACUGAUAAGAUGGUUCUUCUCCAACGUGCUCAUGUUCUUGCUGGACUUUAAUCUCUGUGGUCUCUGGCACUCUGAUUAUUUUGUGGAUGCCAAGGCUGGCUACCAUACAAGUCACAGGCAGAAGAAGGUGGAGCCUAUGCAGCCCUGCGACACGGCAUAUCCCGGCUUCAUGUACGACUCAUCCAUCAGAGAAGCCAACAGUCUCAUCAAGUGUGGACGCUGCCAGAAGAUGUUCGUAGUGCAGCAGAUUCCCAACAGUAACCUGGUCCUGGUCGUGACUCAGGCAGACUGUGACUGUUCUCGUCAGUAUGGAUCGAUCCUGCUGGAGCCCAAAGAGAUCAAAUAUAACGCCACAGUGAAGUGCAACAGGAUGAAAUCUCAAAAGGUGCGGCGGCGUCCGGAGUCCUGCCACGCCUACCACCCAAAGGAAGAUGCUAAGGAGUGCGGCGGGGUGGCGGUCAUCUCCCUGUCACUGUCGCUCUUCUCUUCCUCUCUGCUUGCGUCGCUCCUCCUCCACUGCUGGACGUAAAAAAAACGACCAAUCAGGGCGCUCUGAGGGAGGCAACACAGAGGAUUUAAAACAAAACAAACAUGCAGCAGGUGACCAAAGGAUGUUUUUUGUAGUUUCCCACAAGAGACAACGGGAUAUCUCAGAUUUUCUUUCCUGCUGUUCAGACGAGCUUCGGCUCGCUCUGCAGAGGAGAUUAAAGGGCUAUGUGAUUUUUUUUUUUUUACUGAAUCAAGACUAAUUUCUCCUUCCUGAACGAAAAUGAACGUGGAAGAAAACUCUGAAGUAGCUGCAGGAGAAACGAGUCUGAUGGACAGAAACUGUAAAUUGUGCAGCUUAUGGAGAAAUGUUGCCACUCAAAGAAUGUAGCAUCUUUGUAGCUUUUUGAUACAGAAACAUUGUAUACGAGUAGAGUUUUACAUUCAAGUGGUUUACUAUUUAAAAACAUAGAAAUGAAAAAUAAGGGUUGAACUUUAAACCCGAUGUUCCCAGAGAACAAAUGUUACAGGACAGGUUGUGUCACAUAAAUAUCAACAUGCAGGUGGAUUCUAGACUGAAGUACUGCUGCGUGUUGUAGACGUGCGAUUGGUCAAAAUGAAUCUGGUUGAUCUACAAGAAGAUUUAGACUUUCAGCAGGUGACAUUAGUCAUGUUUCCAUCCGAAUGUGUCACAAAUUUGAACUCCAUUUUGAGUAAAUCGUCAAAAGAAAAUAUGAAAGAAACAACCGUUAUAAAUGGUUAUACUGUGUGUGACCAGAUAUCUGAGUUACAUAUAUCAUUAUCUGGAAAUAAUUCAUACUGACCAUCUUUGCUCUCUAAGACACAACAUGUUUACACUCUAAACUGCCCACUGGAGCUGAAGUCUGUCUGCAGUUUGACGUUCUGUUUCAGCUUCUCUAAAAUAUUUCUUGACAUGGAAAUGACAGGUCUUGUUGUAGUGACUGUCUCAGCUCAAUGUUGAAAAUGUUCAGGUGAAGUUAUCCAACAGUAUCUUUUUUACAAAUGCUCCGUGAAGCAGUUUGUCAUACUGAAUGUUUCCACUUUCAAGCACAGUUUCUAUUGGUCGACUGAGCGUGCUUCCAUGAGUGAAAUGUGUCAUGUGACCGCUCCUGAAGUCUUCAUCCAAUCAUCCAAAACAAAAAACAUCAAUAAAUGUAACUCUCUUCACUUCUACAUGUCCUACGUUUGUAUCAUUUUUAUUGUCAUUUCAAAGUUGCUGAAAAUUUCUGCCAGCAGAUCAAAUUCACAGGAAAGAAAACUUACCAGCGUCUGUUCUGACAAAAGAAACACUUUAAUACAAACUGCAGUCUGUGCUUGUACAGUGAUGCAUGUGCUGACUUCAGGUGACCUUUACACAUCUGUCGGGUCUCUUAGUUUUAUUCUCUAGUUGCCUUGACAACCUCCUCCAAUU
Messenger RNA from Larimichthys crocea (large yellow croaker), 5449 nucleotides. RefSeq names its product calcium channel, voltage-dependent, alpha 2/delta subunit 4b (gene cacna2d4b). The coding region runs from base 740 to 4060 and encodes 1106 amino acids. The transcript has 40 exons. The record is from RefSeq and is a predicted model, not a curated record. Gene Ontology annotation, cellular component: voltage-gated calcium channel complex. Gene Ontology annotation, molecular function: voltage-gated calcium channel activity. Lineage: Eukaryota; Metazoa; Chordata; Actinopteri; Sciaenidae.